GAUGCUAUCACCGCCUACUCUCCUCUCUUGUUCAGUUGUUCCACUCCUACUCCCACAGUCCGCCGGCUCCGAUCCCAACUCCACCCAUGGCGCUCUCCAUCUCCACGCCCACCUCCUCCUCCCUCCUUCCGGCCUCCCGUCAGGUGGGCAGGUGGAGUCCAUUGGCGCGGUCGGCUAAGCCUGUGCCUUUCAGCCUCUGGAGGUCGCCUCUGGCGGCGCGGUCCGCCGCCGGCAGCGCACCAGCUUCCCCCGUCGACGAGGUCGUCACUGAGCUCGACGCGGUGGCCGGCUUCAGCGAGAUCGUGCCGGACACCGUCGUGUUCGAUGAUUUCGAGAGGUUCGCACCCACAGCGGCCACGGUGAGCUCCUCGCUGCUGCUUGGGAUCUCUGGGCUCCCGGAUACCAAGUUCAAGAGUGCGAUAGAUACUGCACUGGCAGAUGGUGAGUGCAACGCGUUGGAGAAGCCCGAGGACAGGCUGUCCUGUUACCUCACCAAGGCCCUGGCAAACGUUGGUGCUGAACUGGCUCAGCAAGUCCCUGGACGCGUUUCGACUGAAAUAGAUGCUCGGUUGGCUUAUGACACCCAGGGCAUUAUCCAGAGGGUGCAUGAACUGAUAAAUCUAUACAACCAACAUGAUGUCUCAACUGAUCGCCUGCUAUUCAAAAUUCCUGCUACAUGGCAAGGUAUAGAGGCCUCAAGAUUGCUUGAAUCUGAUGGAAUUCAAACACAUUUAACAUUCGUGUACAGUUUCGCACAAGCAGCGGCCGCAGCACAAGCUGGUGCAUCUGUUGUGCAGAUAUUUGUGGGGCGGUUGCGGGAUUGGGCAAGGAAUCACUCUGGUGACCCAGAGAUAGAUGAAACUUUGCAGAAGGGAGAAGAUGCUGGCCUUGCUUUGGCUAAGAAAGUAUAUGCCUAUAUUCACAGAAAUGGGUAUAAAACAAAGUUGAUGGCUGCUGCCAUACGGAACAAGCAGGAUGUGUUCAGCCUUCUUGGGAUUGAUUACAUCAUUGCACCUCUGAAGAUACUGCAGUCUCUGGAAGAAUCUGUCACUGAUCCUGAUGUGAAGUACGGUUAUGUCCCAAAGUUGACUCCUGCUAUUGGGAAGACAUAUGAGUUCACUGAAGAGGAGCUUUUGAAGUGGGACCAGUUGAGUCUUGCAGCUGCGAUGGGGCCAGCCGCUGAAGAACUACUUGCUUCAGGAUUGGAGGGAUAUGUGAACCAAGCAAGGCGUGUUGAGGAGCUCUUCGGGAAGAUCUGGCCACCUCCAAAUGUUUAAAGAUGCCUUUCUGGGCCUCGGUUUUCAGUUCAAAAGAGCCAAUAACAACAGGCAAGGGCCGUGCUAUCCGGGCAUUGGCCUUCCUGCUUCGAAGAACACUUCUCUUGCCUGUCACCGGUUCCCCAAUGUGAUUUACCAAGCAGUCUCAAAAUGUUGUGUAAAAAACAUAUUUGCUUCUUUUGGAUACGAUACGAUGCGAGUGUUGAAUUAGUCUGCUUAUGUGUAUUGUGCGUUUUGUGAUUCAGUUGAUAUGCUGGACUGAUCAGAACUUGUCACUUGAUAUUCCCAGCAAUGUCAGAAUCCAAUAUCCCACAUCACCUGAA
Molecule: messenger RNA, 1600 nt
Organism: Panicum virgatum (switchgrass)
Lineage: Eukaryota; Viridiplantae; Streptophyta; Magnoliopsida; Poales; Poaceae
Product: transaldolase-like
Exons: 13
Coding region: 87-1277 (396 amino acids)
Biological process (GO): carbohydrate metabolic process; pentose-phosphate shunt
Cellular component (GO): intracellular anatomical structure; cytoplasm
Molecular function (GO): transaldolase activity
Source: RefSeq, a predicted model, not a curated record